Panicum hallii is the source of this 903-nucleotide messenger RNA. RefSeq names its product BTB/POZ and MATH domain-containing protein 1-like. The record is from RefSeq and is a predicted model, not a curated record. Bases 1 to 903 code for a protein of 300 amino acids. Gene Ontology annotation, biological process: protein ubiquitination. Gene Ontology annotation, molecular function: protein binding. The transcript is spliced from 2 exons. Lineage: Eukaryota; Viridiplantae; Streptophyta; Magnoliopsida; Poales; Poaceae.
AUGGACGGCGCCAACGAGGACAGCAUCGGCCUCUACAUCCAGCUGGUCACCAGGGGCGCCAGGGCGACGGCCGCGUUCCACUUCAGCCUCCUCGACCCCACGGCCAGCCUGCCGCCGCUGCCGCUCUGCGUGCUGGACGAUGCCCCGGGCACCGGGUACCUCACGCGGGACGGCAUGCUCGUCGAGUGCACUGUCACCGUCGUCGUACCGCCGCCGGAGUCAGCCGCCGCCGCUGGCGAGAGCGGCCGCGCCGCCCAGCUGGCCGCCCAGCCGACGGCGGCAGUGCCGCCCUCGGACAUGAUGGACCAACUCCGGGACAUGUACGCGAGCGGGCACGGCACUGACGUCACCUUCUCGGUCGGCGGGGAGCUCCUCCGCGCUCACCGGAUCAUCGUGGCGAUGCGGUCGCCGGUCUUCAGAGCGGAGCUCUACGAGGAGAUGGCGGAGAGCAGAGCGCACCGCGUCGAGGUGCACGGCGUGCGGCCCGACGCCUUCAAGGCCCUCCUGCGUUACAUCUACACGGACGACGACACCUUCACCACCUCGCCCGCUGCCGCCGCCGCCGCAUCCGGCGGUGAAGACGGCGACGGCGGCGGAGAGGCGACGACGACGGCGAUCCAGGACGUGCUCGUCGCCGUGGACCGGUACGGCGUUGAGAGGCUGAAGCUCAUCUGCGAGCACCGGCUCCGCGAGGCGCUCGGCGUGGGGAACGUGGCGCGGAUGCUGGCCUUCGCGGAGGACCACCACUGCGCCGUGCUCCGGGAGGCUUGCAUCCGGUUCAUCGCCACUUGCGAUCGGAUGGGCGACUUGGUGGCAACACUGGGUGAUGCGCAGCUCGUGAGCACCCGUCCUCUGAUUUUAAUUGAAGUAUUGGAGAAGUCGCACAAGUUUCGCAGCGUGUAG